CCAGAGGGAAUCUGGAAAAGUUACAAUCAAAACAUCAUUUCUCUAAGAAAAAUUUGGGUAACAGAAGUUCUGGAUAGCAGGGCUGACCCAUUCCGGCACCAUGAGCUGGAGCUUCCUCACGCGCCUGCUGGAGGAGAUUCACAACCACUCCACAUUUGUGGGGAAGAUCUGGCUCACAGUGCUGAUCGUCUUCCGGAUCGUCCUCACGGCCGUAGGGGGGGAGUCCAUCUACUACGACGAGCAGAGCAAAUUUGUGUGCAACACAGAGCAGCCGGGCUGCGAGAAUGUCUGCUACGAUGCCUUCGCUCCCCUCUCCCAUGUGCGCUUCUGGGUGUUCCAGAUCAUCCUGGUGGCCACCCCCUCCGUGAUGUACCUGGGUUACGCCAUCCACAAGAUUGCCAAAAUGGAGCAUGGUGAGGCAGACAAGAAGGCAGCACGCAGCAAGCCUUAUGCCAUGCGUUGGAAACAGCACCGUGCUCUGGAGGAAACCGAGGAGGACCACGAAGAGGACCCCAUGAUGUAUCCAGAAAUGGAGUUGGAGAGCGAAAAGGAGCCCAAAGAGCAGAGCCAGCCUAAGCCCAAGCAUGACGGCCGGCGGCGCAUCCGGGAGGAUGGGCUCAUGAAGAUCUACGUGCUGCAGCUGCUGGCCAGGACUGUGUUUGAGGUGGGCUUCCUGGUGGGACAGUACUUUCUGUAUGGCUUUCAAGUCCACCCGUUCUACGUGUGCAGCCGACUUCCGUGCCCGCACAAGAUCGACUGCUUCAUUUCCAGACCCACAGAGAAGACCAUCUUCCUGCUGAUUAUGUAUGGCGUCACAGGCCUUUGCCUUCUGCUCAAUGUCUGGGAGAUGCUCCACUUGGGGUUUGGGACUAUUCGGGACUCACUAAACACUAAGAGAAGGGAACUUGAGGAUCCGGGUGCUUACAGUUACCCCUUCACUUGGAAUACACCAUCUGCUCCCCCUGGCUAUAACAUUGCUGUCAAACCAGAUCAAAUCCAGUACACGGAAUUGUCCAAUGCGAAAAUCGCCUACAAGCAAAACAAGGCCAACAGCGCCCAGGAGCAGCAGUACGGCAGCCAUGAAGAGAGCCUCCCUGCCGACCUCGAGACGUUGCAGCGCGAGAUCAGGAUGGCUCAGGAGCGCCUGGAUCUCGUGAUUCAGGCCUACAGUCACCAAAACAACCCCCAGGGUCCCCGGGAAAAGAAGGCCAAGGUGGGGUCCAAGGCCGGGUCCAACAAGAGCAGUGCUAGCAGCAAGUCAGGGGACGGGAAGACCUCCGUCUGGAUCUGAUCUUGGCGGGCGUAAAACUUUCGCUCUUCAUAGUUUAUGGUAAGCAGCAGCUCACUGAAUAAUGACUUCCAUUGAGUAAACAUUUGGCUCUAGUUAUCUUCAGGGAUGCUGUGGGCUGAGGAGCCAAGCUCAGGGGACGCUGAGGGUGGGGCUGGGCUGAGGAGCCGGGGACACACAGUGUUCCUGGGCACGUGUUCUCAGCAGUAAUAUGGUCGCAGAACUUUCCUUUUGAGUCUUCCAGAUCUGGAGAAGAACAAAUAUAUUUAAAUCAUUCUUGUUGAACAGUUUUUGUAUGUACAGUAUUAUGGUACUUUUUUAGUAUGAGAACUUUUUUUGCAUUUGUACAUUGAACUGCUGUAGUUAUACUUUUAUAUUAAAGGAAAAACUUCCUCAUAA
Molecule: messenger RNA, 1687 nt
Organism: Carlito syrichta (Philippine tarsier)
Lineage: Eukaryota; Metazoa; Chordata; Mammalia; Primates; Tarsiidae
Gene: GJC1
Product: gap junction protein gamma 1
Exons: 2
Coding region: 101-1291 (396 amino acids)
Biological process (GO): cell communication
Cellular component (GO): connexin complex
Source: RefSeq, a predicted model, not a curated record